AAUCGAAUUUCAACCUUCGACGUUGAAACGACGUUGAAACGAUAAGUUGAAUAGUCGGUGAUAUUUUAUACGCUUUCGACGUCGAAUCGACCAGAAUUACGACGUUGAUUCGACAUUCGGUUUUCGACAUUGAUUCAACGUCGAAUCAACUAAUCAUUUCUGACUGGGACGGGGUCUCGCUGCGCGUAUACUUUUGGCGCGAGACAUUACCGUCUCUUGAUCAACUGAAAACCAUUCAGUUCGAUUUCAGCGCGACGGUUGCAAGUCGCAUGCCUUGCCCGGAAUAUUAUUCCGUUAUCGACGAAAGAACGCUGAACAAACUACAAACAACCUCGCGCACGCUCCAAACAAACGUGAACAAUGAGGAUCCCGCACACGAUACCGCAGAAUGUUAUAGCAGCUUACAGGUGCUCGCCAGAGACCUCGCUGUUACCGCAAGAGCAAAGACGAGCGCUGCGAGCGGAAGACGCCUCGUGGGACGACGGCGUAAUCCCCGAUUUAAAGAUUCUCGCGCUUCGUACCAUAGUCUCGGCCUGGAAGGAUAAUCCUGUUCUGGAGGAUCUGCCGACGUGCACCGACAGGGACGUGUUGCUGGAAACACUGCCGACUAAUCUACCCUUCGAGUUGACGAUACCGAGAAUCGAGGAUGAGUUUUAUUGGGAACGCUCGGCCAAGGACAGAGAGCAGACGACGCGAGCUAACGCGGAGGACGAGUCAACCCCAGAGGAAAACGUCGCGCAUCACAUUCCUAUGGCAGUUAUACUCCCGCGAUUUCCAUAUCUCACCGAGAUUUAUCUCAACUUCGGUAUGAUUUACAUGAACGACGGUUUCGAAUGGCGAGACUUCGAGUUCUCGCUGGAGGAUUGCUUAAGUCUGGGGGAAGGAAUUAAAGCCAGCCCAAAAUUGAAGAAAUUCAGUUUGACCCGAAGCAACUUGGAUCAGCCCCGAGUCGCAGCCAUUCUCCAAGGGAUGGUGUCGAACAAUAACAUCGAGGAGUUGGAUCUGUCGCAUUGCAAAUUGAUGGAUACUGGUGUGCACGCGGUGGGUGAAUUUCUGUCAAUGCAUCAGAAACUGAGGACUUUGCACUUGGCGAACAACAAUAUAGGACCGAUCGGAGUUGCUGGUAUCGUUCACGGAUUAAUGAAAGCAAACACGACGGCUCUGAAAGAUUUGGAUCUACGACUGAAUCCUAUACAAAAUGAGGGAGCUAAUCACAUAUGCGCUCUCCUGGUGAGAAACAAAACUUUGGAAACAUUGAAUAUCAGCGGCUGCGAAUUAGGUCCGGAAGACGGUAUAGCGCUGGCCGGAGUGCUCUCUUCCGGUUGUGUGGAACUCGAAGUCUUCUCUCUCGACGUAUCAAACAAUAAUUUUGGAUUUACCGCUGAAGAGUCAUUCGAGGCGGCCGUGAGCUCAUGCCCGUAUAUUAUCCACUUGGAUAGUCGAAUGUGCAAUUUUUCGAAAGAAUCGGAGUGCUCGAUCACCGAGAACGCGCACAGGAAUAAACAAAACGUGAAAAAGAGAGAGGAGAGGGACAAGGCAGCGCUUUCCCAAAGCAGUAAUGUCUAUAAUUCACCCAGCGCCAAGAAUCUGUAACAACAUGCAGUCGGAAGUUGGGUCGUCAUUCCCAGAGCUAAAAAGGAUAUUGUGCAACGUUUCACUGGCAGACAAAUCGAUGCCGGUAAGAGUUACUGCACUAUUUUCUUUAUUGCGUUAUUGCUUCAUCUUAGUCCAUGCAUGAAAUAUGCAGCGUUAUACAACAUACAAGUAUCAUCAACUGACUUUUUAUCGUAUUGACUCGAGGAUUGAUUAUGCACACCACAUAUUUUUGUAAGCGCAGGUUACACACCAA
Messenger RNA from Temnothorax curvispinosus, 1849 nucleotides. Its product is annotated as dynein regulatory complex subunit 5-like. Gene Ontology annotation, molecular function: protein binding. The transcript is spliced from 9 exons. The record is from RefSeq and is a predicted model, not a curated record. NCBI's taxonomy places the organism in Eukaryota, Metazoa, Arthropoda, Insecta, Hymenoptera, Formicidae. The coding region runs from base 361 to 1593 and encodes 410 amino acids.